Priapulus caudatus is the source of this 4311-nucleotide messenger RNA. RefSeq names its product pericentriolar material 1 protein-like. The transcript has 26 exons. The record is from RefSeq and is a predicted model, not a curated record. Gene Ontology annotation, cellular component: centrosome; centriole; ciliary basal body. The annotation marks the transcript as partial. NCBI's taxonomy places the organism in Eukaryota, Metazoa, Priapulida, Priapulimorpha, Priapulimorphida, Priapulidae. Gene Ontology annotation, biological process: cilium assembly; protein localization to centrosome; centrosome cycle.
AAACAAACAUGGUUGUUGUCGUGUGCCAUCUUUUAUUGCCGUGAACGUAAAACAGACGAAUUUACUGGGAAGAUGGCAUCUGGGGGCGAUGCGCAUAUGAGGGAAGGGGUCGAAGAUACCAGACGACGUGCAGCAUCACAGAGGAUGUUAAACCCUAUAAGUAUAAGGGAUACCAGCAGCUCUAUUUUCAGACCUCUACCAUUUGAUGGGCGGCCAAACAACUGGUCGUUGCAAGAUUGGCGAGGUCCAGCGAUUAACAAGGGAGCUAAGAGAGGUAACAAGGACCAAGUGGCAAAUGGCGACGAUACAUGUGGUAUUGUAAUUGAUCAAAAGAGCCUGUCUGACUGGCGCGGCCCUGGAGGCAUACCGAAGAAAAGGGGCAACAUAGCGAAGGAUGUAUCGUCUCCCGCGGCAACCAGCAGCGGGCGUGAGCCGGCCCGGCAUCGCACGCCGGCCACGCUGCCGAGAACCAAGUUCACGUCAGCAACGCCCGUCACAGAGCGCAAAGCCCUUGAGCAAGUCAGGCAGCAGAUCCACUUCACCGACAUGGACGAGGCCAGCACUGAUGGCGAGCGUAAUAAUGAAAGGCACCAGAGUGCGCCACUGUCAAGCAGGCAGCAGGCUGUGCCGGAAAUAGAUGCACGUCUGUCGGACGUGAGAGCGAAGCGCAAUGUCACUGGCAGGCAAAACUCAACAAAGGGACCCACAGGAAACUCGGCGGAGCGAGUUGAAGUAAUGAACAACAGCCUGGCCAACUUGCCGGACACAAAGCAGGUUGUGAAUAGACUGAUGCAGAUUCGAGACUACAUAAAGAAAACCUCAAACAUGAUGGAUAGCCUCAGUAAGAGUGGAGACCUGCAGCAGAGUGGACAGGAACAGCUUGGCAAGCUGAACCGACUAGCUGAGCGCCUACAGGAGCAGGAGACGGGGUACCUGGGACUUCUGCAGCACUUACUCGUGCUGCGCGACGAGACGUUACUGGGGGGCAAUACUUCGUUUGCGUCGGACGCAGACGAUUCGAUGUGGGAUAGCACGUCGUUGAACAUGGACGGCCAGUCCGACAUGUCAGAAGCUACCACCGACGUUGGCGAUGCAGCCAGCCGCCCUCGUAUAGAGGAUAAAAUUCAGUAUGUUGAUUUGGGCUCCGACGAUGAUGACGACAAUGAUGAUGAAGACGACGAGGCAGAGUCUGAGUGUGGCAGUAGUGGUUGGGUCGUCAACUGCAGGAAGGGUCAGUCUGUGUCGGACAGUGACACGUUGUCGGCUGACCAACUAAGUCCCGAUGCGGCAAAGAUGGGUAAGGAAGGAAGCAAGGAUGGGAAUGCAGAUGGAGCAACCGAGCAGCUAGGUCUUCUUAGGAGGAUUAAUAGACACCAAGAACAGCUGAAGGAUUUAGAGAGCAGGCAAACGCUGGCAUUAAAAGUCAACGGUGAUCAGCAAUUACAGCAUAACAGAGUGAACAGAAUGCGUAACAUCAGUCAGUCGGAGUUGUCGGAUGAAGGUUCGAGCAAGCUUGGAGAGAGAGGCUUCAGCGACGACCUGGACAGCCUGCGACGUCGGCUCGACAAGCUGCAGGCGAUGUACACCACGCAGUCGGUGAACUCGUUCCCGGAGCCGGACGAUCGUAGAGGAGGAGGAGGAGGCUGCGAGCAGCAGCAGCGCGGCAAGCAGGAGCUGGAGAGCAAGCUGCUCGACCUGCAGGACAAGAAGAUCGACGAGCUGCUGCAGCAGCUCCAGGUUCUCCGACGCCCCGAGCACAUGAACAACGCAUCUGAGAGAGCGGGGGCGCCGUCGUCACAGACGAAGCUGAACCGUGGCGCCGCGGCGCACGAGACGACGAGCGCGGCGUGCGAGGCGCUACAGCAGCUCGACGCUCAGGACAGACUCACGAAGUUGGAGGAGGUGCGGGAUCGACUGGACCAGCUACGCAUGCUGGUGGAGUACUUCCAGAACAGCAACACUGACCUGGUGGGAGUCAUCAAUGAGGCAGACGAGAACCUGGCUGAUGUGGCCGGCUACCCGCACGCAAACCCUCCGCACCCUCAUCCCGACCCACAGCAGCAGCAGCAGCAGCAGCAGCAGCAGCAGCAGCAAGACUCCAGUAAUGUCCGGCACAACCUGAGGAAGCAGCAACAGCAGCAGCGACCACUGAGCAGAGAGACUGGCGCCGCACCGCCGCACAUUGUGCCGAUCAAGAGCAAGAAGGAGGACAACCCAUCGCGCGAGAAGAACCGCUCGCGGUCUAUAGAGCGCCAGCAGCAGCGGCGCGUCAAGCUGCCGGCCGAGCGCGACACGCUGAACGUCUCGAUCGGGGGCGCCACCGAGGAGGACGACACGUUCUCGCAGACUAGCAGCAACCUGGCACUGCGUGGCGCUUACGGAGUUGACCCAGUUAUACGUGAGAAGGAAAGGAAGUUACAGUCCACAAAGGCCAAGCUGAAAGACAUUCAAGAUUUGAUCUUGCUGUUGGAGAAUUCAGCCGACCUGCCGUCUGGCCUGAUAGCUGAUAGGCUAGCUAGGCUUAACAUUGGUUCAGAGACGGACAGCCAGCUAGUGGAUGAGCACAACCUGACGCUAGACGCCAGCAUGUUGAGUGAAGGCGAGGUGAUCCCGAGGGCACUACAGAAGGAGCCGGCUGCUGCUGCGACGUCGUCGUCGCUGCUUCAGCUGGGGGAGCAUCAGCAGGAGGAGCUGGAACACCUGCUGCCGGACCGGCUUCAACUAGCCGACCUACAGAAGGAGAUCGACAAGUUGCAUCAGCAGUUUCCUGAUAAGAACAGGAAUGAGCUGCCAGUGGAGCAAAGAAGAAAUAACGUGGCAGGUGACAGGGAAUCACCCACCAUGGAUCUGAACCAGUCUAGUGGAAGAACACCCAUCGAGCAGCAUAGUGCAGAGGGCGUGUACACGACGAAUCAGGAGGUGUGGUCGGAGAUGCGGCGACGUCUGAUUCUGCGUGAGGAGCUGCGUCAGAAGAAGCGGGAGCUCGAGGCGAUGAUGCGCAAGGACAAGCAGAAGCGCAUCUACAACCGUAACCAGGACAACCAGAGCGACAGCGUCGCGUUCUCCAUCAAGUCGGAGACGCUCGGCACAAGUGUAAGAAGUGCGGACGUCACCAUGGCAACGUGGGGUGGAAGUAGCACCGUGGACCUAGAUAACAUUGAUGAGAAUGAUAAUAAUGAUCAAAACGACAACUAUGACCGCAACCAGUGCAUAGAGGACGACGAUGAUGAGGAGGAGGAGAACGACGACGACGGCGACGACACGAACACGUACACCGUCGAGAGCGAAUACCGAACGCAGAGUCGGGACGUCGUGGCACCCGUCAUCGAGGUUGUCAACCACAAACGCAAUGCCGUUGACGUCACGGGUGCGCGCAAUAAUGCCACAGCAGUCAGUAGGCCCCGGAACCUGUCUAAUGUGUCAGCAGCCUCGUCAGUGUUCAACAACAGCCGUGUGCAGAACCGCACCAGACAAGAGAACAUUCGGCCGCCCGGUGACCUGGUGGAGGAGGCGGACGACGGGACGCUGCUGCCGGACGUGGAGGAGCAGCGACCCUCGGCGGGGAUGGCCGAGCAGGUUCACGUGCUGCAGCGGCAGCUGGACAGCACGCAGGCCCUCUACCAGUCGCUGCUGCAGGACUCGCACGCUCUCAACUACCUGCUACAGAGCUCCGGCUCUCAAGGGAGUGCUGUGCCUCCUAGUCCGGGUCUCGUUGCUAACCUGCAGGAGUGCUACCAGCAGCUUCACCAGCAGCAGCAGAAGCUACACCACCUGCAGGCGGGCAUGCAGCAGACUCUCGGACAGUGCUACACGGUGCAGCCGUCUCCCGUCAACAACCAGGUGCGGCAGCAGUGGCAGCCGCAGGCGUCCCCUGUCGUGCUCGAUCCACGUCACCUCGAGCCGUCGUCCGACCCCGCCGCCGCUCCCCGUACGCCCGGCGUGUCCGCCCCCACCGCUGCCGCCACAGGGGGAGGAGCAGCCGACUACAGUUAUUGGCCGCCGGUGUGGUACCCGCCAUAUCCGCCACCGUCGCCGUGGAUAAACCCGUACUACGUGCACAUGCAGCCCCCGCCUCCACCGAUGCUGCCAUCGCCGCUGCCGACGUCGGGCUACCUCGGCGCCACCUACCCGAGUGCGUAUGCCGGCGGGAGCACGUUCUCGCUGCGCACACAGUUCCCGUCGUCCUUCUACGGUGGAGAGACACCAGGGGGCGCCGCUGCGCAGAACAACUUCAGCGCGCCGCCGCCGCCGUCGACGCCGUUCAACAAUCUCGUCGUGACGACGACGACGGCGACGAAUGCGCAGAACAAC